Messenger RNA from Paramecium octaurelia, 505 nucleotides. The record is from the annotation of a GenBank genome assembly. NCBI's taxonomy places the organism in Eukaryota, Ciliophora, Oligohymenophorea, Peniculida, Parameciidae.
AUGAAGGGAGUUUAUUCACCUAAACAAAUUGGUCAUUUUGUGUUAUCUAAUAAUGAAAAUCUUUAAUAAAUCAUUUUAAUAACUUAACAAUAACUUAAUAAUGCUAUUUAAGCUUCUUUUAAAUAAAAGGUCCUUUUCAGGAUUCUUGAAAUAAGUUAAAAAGUAGAAAAGUUAGUUAAUAAGCAAAUUAGUUUGAAGAUACUAAAUGAUUUAAAAGCUGAAAUCUAGAUAUUAUUAGAAAAGGACAUCAAAGGAUCCUCUGAGCGCAUCCUUUUAUAAAGAUUAUAGAUUGAAUUAUAUAACAGAAUAAUCAUAAUUCAAAAACGUCUAAUAAAAUAUGUAGAAAAAAAUAAUUAAGAGUAAAGAAUUUGAAAUACUUAUUAGAUAAAAAAAAAACAAUUAAGGUUAAGUUAAUCCUUCUUCUAAAUUACAGAUUUAUGAGCUAAUAAAAGAAAAAAAUGAACAUAAAAAAAUAAGGAAUUAAAAAUCAAAAACUUAAGAGUGA